AUGUUUUUUUUUUGUUUUUUUUUCCAUCUCCAACAUGUUCCAGGCUCUCUGAUGGGUGAUCCAGUGGUGAUGGUCAGCCUUUACCCAGAGUUCCCCCAAUCAGUGAUGUCCUCACUCGCCACCUGUGGAGAGUUUGUGUUCUUGGUGGAUCGAUCAGGAAGUAUGGGCUGCAGCAUGAAUAACAGCACACCACAAGAAACUCGUAUUAGCAGUGCAAAGGACACUCUGCUGCUCCUGUUGAAGAGUUUACCAAUGGGAUGCUACUUCAACAUUUACAGUUUUGGAUCCUCCUUUGAACACAUCUUCCGUACGAGUGUGGAGUACAGUGAGAAGACCAUGAAGGAGGCUCUGGAAAAGGUUGAAAAGAUGGAGGCUGACCUUGGAGGAACAGAGAUUCUUCAGCCUCUCAAACACAUUUACAGCCAAGCCUGCAUUCCCAAACAUCCUCGGCAGGUGUUUGUCUUCACUGACGGAGAGGUGGGAAACACCAAAGAAGUUACUGAUCUUGUUAAGAAGAAUGCAGGCUCCCACAGGUGUUUCUCUUUUGGGAUUGGAGAAGGAGCCAGCUCUGCUCUCAUCUAUGGGAUGGCCAAAGAGGGCGGAGGUCACGCUCAGUUCAUCACAGGGGCUGACAGGAUGCAACCAAAAGUGAUGCAGUCACUCAGGUUUGCACUGCAGCCAGCUGUGGAGGACAUUUCUGUCUCCUGGGGUUUACCAAAGGGAGUGUCUGCCACCGUUCUCUCUGCACCCAUUACAGCUAUUUUUCAGGGUCAGAGGUCACUGAUUUAUGCUCAGCUUACAGGACAGAGUUCAGAGGAAGCAGUUUGCAGUGUGACAGUGAAGUACAGCCUGGCAGGUCAUCCCUCUCAGAACCAGCUGCACUUCAAACUAAAACCUGCAGAGGACUCUGGAUUAACAGUCCACAGGCUGGCUGCUCGCACUGUGAUUCGCUCGCUGGAGUCAGAGGAGAGGACACGAAGAGGACAGCAGGAUGAAGAAGUGAAGAAGAAGGUGGUGGAGCUCAGCGUCCAAUCAGGAGUAAGCAGCUGUUUCACUGCCUUCAUUGCUGUCAACAAAGACAGCGGCAAGGCAGUUCAAGGACCGCUGGUGCGCAGAAAUGUCCCGACAGCUGAUGAUGAUUUAGAUUCAGAAAGGUCAGCCCCCAAACCUGUGCAGCCCCAUAAAGACCCUCUGCUGCAGCUGGUGUCCCUGCAGAAAGCGUCUGGCAGCUGGAUGCUUGAUGAAGAUCUGGCUGCUGUGCUGGGAAAGACCAAAGAGGAGGUGGAAAAGGCAAAACCAGAAUUGGUCAACAAUGAAGUGUGGGCCUCCAUUCUGGCUCUGAUUUGGCUUCAUGCUUUUAAGAUGGAUGCAAAGGAGGAGUGGGAGCUUCUGUCUAUGAAGGCUGCAUCAUGGAUUAAAGCUCAGAACGUCCACAGGCUGGCUGCUCGCACUGUGAUUCGCUCGCUGGAGUCAGAGGAGAGGACACGAAGAGGACAGCAGGAUGAAGAAGUGAAGAAGAAGGUGGUGGAGCUCAGCGUCCAAUCAGGAGUAAGCAGCUGUUUCACUGCCUUCAUUGCUGUCAACAAAGACAGCGGCAAGGCAGUUCAAGGACCGCUGGUGCGCAGAAAUGUCCCGACAGAUUCAGAAAGGUCAGCCCCCAAAUGUGUGCAGCCCCAUAAAGACCCUCUGCUGCAGCUGGUGUCCCUGCAGAAAGCGUCUGGCAGCUGGAUGCUUGAUGAAGAUCUGGCUGCUGUGCUGGGAAAGACCAAAGAGGAGGUGGAAAAGGCAAAACCAGAGUUGGUCAACAAUGAAGUGUGGGCCUCCAUUCUGGCUCUGAUUUGGCUUCAUGCUUUUAAGAUGGAUGCAAAGGAGGAGUGGGAGCUUCUGUCUAUGAAGGCUGCAUCAUGGAUUAAAGCUCAGAACGAUUGCCCCCCUCUGGCUCCGCGACUGAUGACAGGGGGGGCACUGCCCCCUCCGCCCCCCCCGCCCCUUCUUGGAGCUGUGCCCCCUCCGCCCCUUCGUAGGGCACUGCCCCAUCCGCCCCCCCCGCCCCUUCGUGGGGCUGUGCCACUGUUUAGGUCAGCCAGGUCAUCCCUAGGGAUCCAUAGUAAAGAGAUGUCCCGGAGGAGCAACGCUGCAGAAGCAAUUGAUUCUGAUGAUGAUUUAGAUUCAGAAAGGUCAGCCCCCAAACCUGUGCAGCCCCAUAAAGACCCUCUGCUGCAGCUGGUGUCCCUGCAGAAAGCGUCUGGCAGCUGGAUGCUUGAUGAAGAUCUGGCUGCUGUGCUGGGAAAGACCAAAGAGGAGGUGGAAAAGGCAAAACCAGAAUUGGUCAACAAUGAAGUGUGGGCCUCCAUUCUGGUUCUGAUUUGGCUUCAUGCUUUUAAGAUGGACGCAAAGGAGGAGUGGGAGCUUCUGUCUAUGAAGGCUGCAUCAUGGAUUAAAGCUCAGAACGCUCCAUGUGUGUCAGAGUGUGUUGAAGCUGGAAAUAAACUGUUGGGCUGCAGUGUGAAGAAAGAAGCUCUGAGCCUCUGAGGUUUUCCAUGAACAGCCUUCAGCUUUACUAUGGAAGCACCUGAGUGCAGGAAAUAAAACACUGAAGUUACUAAUGACCAAGAAACAGAUGUACUGUUCAACAUUUAAUCAUGUGUCUGCCAGUGUGCCUUGUGAUAUUUGCACCAUAUGAAUAAAAAGAAGCUAAGGAUCA
Molecule: messenger RNA, 2704 nt
Organism: Poecilia latipinna (sailfin molly)
Lineage: Eukaryota; Metazoa; Chordata; Actinopteri; Cyprinodontiformes; Poeciliidae
Product: von Willebrand factor A domain-containing protein 5A-like
Exons: 17
Coding region: 1-2532 (843 amino acids)
Source: RefSeq, a predicted model, not a curated record